AUGAAAUGGACAAUUCUGGUGACAGUUAAUGAUGGAUAUUUUUACUUCUUUCAAAACUGGCUUCAUUUCUACAGAAAGCUGCAUCUCCCCUAUAGGCUGAUAGCCAUAGCGGAAGACGAUAUUGUCUUCUUUAAACUACAACAACUUGGUGGGAACUUACUAACACUUGUAAGAAGCGGGCGGAAUUCUUUGAGUGAGGCUGUAAUCUAUGGAAGUAAAGCGUUUAGCGAGCUGGCAUCUGGACGCCCAACCUAUAUUCUUAAAUACCUUCAGAAUGGAGUAAAUAUUGUGAACGCAGAUUUAGAUGCUGUUUGGUUACAGAAUCCUUUUCCUUAUUUCAACGGAAGCUUUGACAUGUGGAUACAGUCUGACGGACCUAAGAAUUUGUGUACAGGACUGAUGGCUAUUAAAAGCAACAAUAAAACUAUAAGACUUAUGCAGAAUUGGCAAGUUUCAUUGAAUAAACAUCUUCAAAUUGACCAAACCGCAUUCAAUGAGGUG
Mercenaria mercenaria is the source of this 501-nucleotide messenger RNA. RefSeq lists its product as uncharacterized. NCBI's taxonomy places the organism in Eukaryota, Metazoa, Mollusca, Bivalvia, Venerida, Veneridae. The record is from RefSeq and is a predicted model, not a curated record. Gene Ontology annotation, molecular function: glycosyltransferase activity. Gene Ontology annotation, cellular component: Golgi apparatus. The transcript has a single exon. The annotation marks the transcript as partial.